Molecule: messenger RNA, 5391 nt
Organism: Periophthalmus magnuspinnatus
Lineage: Eukaryota; Metazoa; Chordata; Actinopteri; Gobiiformes; Gobiidae
Gene: auts2a
Product: activator of transcription and developmental regulator AUTS2 a
Exons: 19
Coding region: 555-4289 (1244 amino acids)
Source: RefSeq, a predicted model, not a curated record
UCUGGGGAGAGAGAGGAGGAGAGACCCCAUGGUUUCCUUUGCGGGAUUUAUUUUGUCAGCUCCCAACCUUGUGCUGUUUAAGCUUUUUUAGUGAGCGAAGGCCUGCAACUUGUCCGGACGGUUCCUCCUCACUCGCAAGGUGGGAGAGUUUGCAGACCCGGGUCAAGAAGGGCAGACGUCUGAAGAGGAAAGAUGUGGUCCCGUGGGCUCAGCGCGCUGUGGCUGGAUCAAGUCACCCAGAAGACUUUGGCUUUAACUUGAAAUUCUCCUCUCUGUGGUGGAAUUUGGGCGUCCUUUUCAUAACUUGUUGAAUAGACCCUUUUACAAGUCUGUCAUUGGAUUUUAUGGCCCUUCUUUGGGGAUUUACUCAGUUUGGAAUGUAACUUGCUGUUACUCAAUGCAGUUUCGGAAUUCUUCUAAAAUCCUGGAUAUUACAUGGUUGCCUUGGAUCCAAUACUUUGGUAGUAUUCACCUGGAUAUUCCCCUGUUCCAGCACUAGAGGAGGUCAGGUCUUACCACUUCCAUUACCUGUGAGCCCAGUGGAUUUAACCAGGAUGUAUUCUGUGAAGAACAUGGAAGGCCCUCGAUCCAGCGGACUACGCAAAAAGAGGAAGUCGAGGUCAGAGCGCGAUCGGGAGACCAGGAGACCAAACGGGAUCAGGAACAACAACCACGUGAAGGGCCCGCCGUUCCGCUUCUCUUCUGAUUCGGAGAGAGAGGGGAGCAGGGAGCCCUCGUCCUCCCGCCCCAGACCCCCGCGAAGGAAGAGGAAGGAGUCCACGUCCGCCGAGGAAGACAUCAUCGACGGGUUUUCCAUCACAGGAUUUGUAACACUGGAAGCGCUGGAGAAGAACAUGACGUCCCAGGACUACAGAGGGAACAAAGGCGGACCGCUCCACAAGAAGAAGCCCGGCAGAGUCCCCAACGGUCUGAGGAUCAACAGCCAGAACAACCACCAACACGUGCCAUCGGACCAGGAGAACAACCCGCGGCUCGCCUCCACGCAGGGCAAGAGGAAGAAGAAGCAUCUCAACAAGAAGCGCUCCAUGCUGAAGAACGGGCAGAACAACUGUAAAGGCAGCGACAGCGAGAGUGCAGAGUCCAAGCCUUCGAUCAGGAGCAGCUCCAGGGACAGGCUAACAGACGGUGACACAGAAAGUGAUCAAGAUGACAAGGGUUCCGAUGCAGGCUCGGAGAAGUUUUUCAGCACAGCAACAGCUAAAGUUCCUGAUCUUGGCGUCCAUGUGCUUUCUUCCAAUGGCUGCCAGGAGCCAGUCACCCUGGGUGUCCUUAAGGUGUCAGGUCUAGAGCGCAGUCAGGAGAGGAGUCAGGAGUCUGCGGCUCCCUGCUCUCCUCGGCAUCCUCCGCCCCCUCAGCCCCUGUCCACUGUGCAGCCACUGUCCCCCCACCACAGGACCACCAGCCCCGCCCACGCCCGGGCCUCCACCCUCCCCCCACGAACAGAGGCGCCCUCCAGGCCUCGGACGCCCGCCGCCCUGCCUCUCGCCGCGGGCCGAGAGCCCUCACCUCCUCCCCCUCCCCGAGCCCAGCACCUGCCUGAAACGCUGUCCCACCCUCGACCUCCGCCUACGCCCAGUGUGCACCCACAGACCCCGUCUCCGGCUCUCCCUACGCACCAUCCACAUCUGCAGCACCCUCAGCGACCCCCAUCACGCUGCCACGCCCGCCCUGUGUCUGCAUACAACGGCAUCAGCCUCAACGGGCACAGCAGCAGCAGGAGCAGCACUCCAGGCUCCAAGCCCCACGGGCCUCCCACACCCUCCCUCCACCUCCCCCACCACCCCUCUUCAUCAGUGGGACCCUUCCCUCUGUCCUUAUCAGCCAACCACAGCGCCCCCCACGGUUUCCCCCCCUCAUUACAGCCCUCGCCACAUCCGCAUCACCCCAAUAUGUUCGCUCCUCCCGCCGCUUUGCCUCCUCCACCUCCACUCACGUCUAGCACUCUGCCAGUACCUGCGCAUCCUGCUGCUGGGAGUGCUUAUUCAGAACAAGACCUCUUGCGUCAGGAGUUGAACACACGUUUCCUGGCCUCUCAGAGUGCAGACCGCGGCGCCUCCUUGGGGCCGCCUCCGUACCUGCGCACAGAGUUCCACCAGCAUCAGCACCAGCACCAGCACCAGCACCAGCACACCCAUCAGCACACGCACCAGCACACCUUCACGCCCUUCCCCCACGGCAUCAUGCCCACGCCUGCACCGCCCAUGGUGCGUACCCCCGCCCCAAAUUUUGAAAAAUACCCAACGAAAGUCGACCCCUUCUACAGACACAGUCUCUUCCACUCGUACCCGCCGGCCAUGUCUGGUCUGCCGCCCGUCAUUCCACCGACCGGGCCGUUCGGUUCACUACAGGGUGCCUUUCAACCUAAAACCUCCAAUCCACUGGAUGUUUCCACCAGACCAGGAGCUGUCCCACACACGUUCCUACAGAAGGACCCCAGGUUAACAGAUCCUUUUCGGCCCAUUCUCAGGAAACCAGGGAAGUGGUGUGCGAUGCAUGUGCAUACAGCCUGGCAGAUCUACCACCACCAACAGAAAGUUAAGCAGCAGAUGCAGGUUGACCCUCACAAGUUAGACUUUGGGCUCAAGCCGGACUUCCUGAGUCGACCCCCAGGCCCCAGUCUGUUUGGGGCCAUUCAUCAUCCCAGUGACUUGGCCCGGCCUGCUACGCUCUUCUCUGCAGCGGGUCCAACUCACCCGUCCGCUGGUCCCUUUGGCCAUCCACCCCACCAUCCUGGGAACUUCCUCACCCCAGCCCCUCACUUAGAGCCUUUUAGCCGACCUGCUUCCUUUGGAGGACUUGGCGCUCUCAGUUCCACAGCCUUCGGAGGACUAGGAAAUCCAGCACUAACGGCCAACUCUGUGUUUGGCCAUAAAGAUGGCCCUAACUCACAGACGCACUUCAGCAGCGGCAGUGGCAGUGGCCCCCAGGAGCCGUGGAACCGGCUGCACCGCACUCCCCCCUCCUUCCCCACCCCUCCCCCUUGGCUCAAACCUGGGGAGUCCGAGAGGAGUGCCUCGGUCAGCUCUCAUGACCGGGACAGGGACACUGAUAAAAGAGAGUCUGGCAGCAAAGAGGACAAGGACAGGGACCCUGUAGAAAAGCGUCACUCAAGCCACCCCUCGCCUGUGUCUGUGACUCCACUCCCCUCUCUGGGCCACAGCCGACCCCCGGAGCACCCCAGGAACCCGCCCCUCCCCUCCUCCGGAGACCCCCACAGAGACAAGGACAAGGCCAAAGACAGAGAGCACUCAGACUCAUGGAAAGAGCUGAGCCCAGAGGAGCACAAGCUCAAAGACAGCCAGCACAGUGACAAGGACAGUGUGAUCCACGACAGCAGGACGUCUGAGGACAAAGCCUCCAGCCGGGGCUCCACGUCCCCGUACAUCAGACAGAACAGUCUGGACAGGCCCAACGGUCUGCCACGGGACGUCCUGGACAAAAAGGACACGCCUUAUGAGCUCCAAAAGAAGAGCAGUGAGGUCAAAGUGAAAGAGGAGAGGAAAGAGGAGCAGGACGGAGCCACAGAGAGGGCCCCCUCUACACCGAGUCUCCACCCCCCAUCCUCCAUGCCCCUGCCCAUGGCUAUGCCCGGGGUGCACCCCAUCAACAGCAUCAGCAGUCUGGACAGAACUCGAGUAGUGGCUCCUUUUAUGGGCAUCAGUCCCAUCCCAGGAGCGGAGCGUUUCCCUUAUCCCGCCUUCCACUGGGAUCCUAUGAGGGACCCCUACAGGGGCCUGGACCUUCACAGACGGGAUCCUCUGGCCAGAGAGCUCCUGCUCAGGAAUGAGCCUCUGAGCCGACUGGCCCCUCCACGGCUGUACGAGGCCGAGCGCUCGUACCGUGACAGAGAACCACACGACUUUAACAGGGACCACCAUCCUCUGGGGCUGGAGCACCGCAGGGAUGUGGACCGGGUCCCACUGGAUGAGCGGGAGCGGCUCAACAUGCUGAGAGAGGAGUAUGAACAUGGACGUCUGCCCCCUUCCAUGCACCACCCUGCCCUUGACCCUCACCUCCCCCACCCCGCCCCUGGCCUCAUCGCCCCCGGACUACACAGCAUGCACUACUCCAGAGUGAGCCCGUCAGCGGCGGUGGCUGCGACCGCUCAUCAGAACGGGAUUCUGAACAAAACUGCUGCCACGGCAUCUUUGAGCGCCCCUCCCCCCCUCAUCCCCUCCUUGGGCCGACCCGGCUCACCCAGACGGACUACGCCUCUGAGUGCGGACAUAAGGGACAGACCUACCCACAAAGACAUAGAGGCUCGGUGAGACCCCUGUGCCUCAAACCCAGCACUUAGACUGUACCAUAGCUGUGAAUAAGUUAUGUGGGCAGCAUAGGCCCAUGCACUCCAAUGUUUUGUACAAAGAGACAGUCUUCUGAAAACUAAAGGUUUUCAAUGAUGCUUUCCUGGUUUUCCAGCUUUGUGUGCAUUCUUUAAUCUGAUGAAGUUGGUCCACUUGGAUGUACAGUACUUUUAGCACUGACUGCAGUGUGUAUAUAAUGUACAGUUGCUGUUCUCACUCUGUAUGGUACAAAUAUGCAAAAGAAUGUUUUGAAAGCUUUACUUUAAACACAUGUAAAUAGAGGAGUCUGAGGUGCUGAUUCAGAAUGUGCUUUUUGCUAGACAUUUUGAGUUCUAUUGGUUGAUGCAGCUUAUUAAUAUUGAGACACUAAAAUCCCAUAACCAACUAUGCAAAAAGAAAAAAUCUUGGCUCCCUUUCUGAAAGCUGGCCUAUCAGUGAAGCCGCUGUGUUCUCCCCACAACACAGACCAGUACAACAGUGUGGUGAGAGACACUAACAGGUCUGCAAGGUUUGGCAUUGGUUUGGCGAGACAUAAGGUCAAAAAAGUUUUUUCAAAUUGUGGUGACAAUCCUCAAGACACAGUGUAACAUAUUCACAGUAUCCAGUAUCUGGCAGCACAAAUCUCAAAUACACUUUUUUCCUUCUUUCGGUCUUGUUUUGGGGAGACCGCAGCCCUGUAUUCCCCGUCCCAGUGGAAGGAACAAUUUGGUCGGUGAUUUCAAGUGCUUCCCUAUAUUAAUCUAUGUUCAAAAACAAAAGACAAAAAAGGACCGUUGUUUGUAAGGAGCAGAGAUCUAUUUUAGUAGCCCACUGAAGGUUUAGUUGUGCGCUUCAAACUCUGUGAUAUACCAUGUCGUGCAGUGUUUUUUAUCCCACUUACAGACGUCCCCCCGGAGCCAUAGUGAUUAGUUAAUGCGUAUUGCAAAAAGAUUGUUAAAUAAGAACUUUUUGCUGUUUACUAUGUACAGAAAAAACUAAGUCUUUCUAGACCAUGUACAAAAAUGAGAAAAAAUGAAGCGACUGAAUCUUCAGCAUGCUCCUCAUUUAAACUUGUGUUAUGUAAAUU